UUUGCUAUGUGUUUUCAGCACUGAUACGUUUCAGAGCUCAGUCUGAGCCUGGCUGCAUUGUGGAAAGGUCACUCCUUGCCUGGCUCCACAAGGCGAGAGCUGAUCUCCGGCAGGUCUGGGGGAGAACCGUGUUAUAACCAGUGGGAAGUGCUGUCAGUUUCCCUAGCGCAGGCGAGGCUUGGAGCAAAAGCUGUUACCCAGAGUCCAGCUCUUUAUGCACCUUUCCCUUAUCCAUGCUGCUAUCUGAGGCCCAGGAGGCCGCCAGGGUGAAGAGAUCAUUGGGAGCCGGGUGGUAGCACCCACUGCUGAGGCAUUAGCAGCAGAGUCCAAGCAGGACAUCUCCUUGAGCCCGCUGCUCCUCUGUCCAGCAUCCCCAGGGCUGACAACCACAGAGCAAGGAACUCUGGGGGCCUGCUUACAAAACCAGGGGCCCAGUGACCAUACAGAAACAAGGCACAAAAGCAGGGAGCAGGAGCCAGUUCCAUGCUCAGUUGAAUUCAGGACUUUUAAAAACAUGCUUUGGUGGAGUUUUUGUCAAGACAGUGGGGCACAGCCUGCUGCAGGAAGGUUUGUACUCACAGCACAGGUGCAUCCUCUGUUGGAUGUAUAAGGAACACGUGGUGAUUUGAACGCUGGUUCAGAGAUGGAAAGUGCUGUUUGGAAGGCAAAGAAGAGGGUCCUCCCACCAUGGAUGGCAGUGAGGGAAGUGGAGCCAAGAAAGACUAUGUCAGCAGUGAGAGCCAAGAGGGUGAAGAAGCCAGCUGUGGCAAGGACCGUGACUGUCUAUUGUAUGAACGAAGCGGAGCUGGUGGACGUGGCAUUGGGGGUCCUGGCUGAGAAUUGUAAAUACAAGGAAAUGGAGGGGAACGUUCCAUCUGAAACAGAAGGGGAGCAGGAAAGCCAGCAAACACCGAUGGAGCCUCAGUGGAGUCCAGCAAGCAGUGGCGGGGCCAGCACCCCCAGGCCAGACCCCAGGCCCUGCGCUCAGCCAGAUACUUCGGGCUGUACUAGCAGGACAGACUCUGAGGACGACGAGGAUGAUGCUUUGAAAUACGUCCGGGAGAUAUUUUUCAGCUAACGUCUUGUGGAGUUUUUUUUAAGCAGAGCAAAAAUAAUACCAAGGGAGAGGGUGAGGCAGACCCAGAGGCUGGCUCCAGUGGGUGGGGAUACAGCAGUGUGGGGCUGUAUGGGUGCCCCCAAUGUCCUCCCAAUUCAAAGGGAGCCUGGAGCCGUGGGGUGAAUGGGGCCCCAGGAGAAGGGAGCAGGUGAGAAUGUCUGAGAGGAGCUCGCCCUUGUUCUGCCAUGAGCUGCAUGGCCAAUGUCUGGUUCAAGUACAGCCCUUGCCCAGCCUCUCACCUACCCCCUUCAUAGCCUCUUCCUUGUGAGCCACGGGUCCCCUCCUCUGCAGGCCAGCUCCCCAGCUGAUACUAAGUGGCCUCCUGAGUGUCAGUCUCUGCCCAGAAGUCAUGGAGACUGAACUCCCCUCCCAGCUCUGGAGUGGAGCUCGGCAGGGCAGGGACUUGAAGGUGUGGGGGAGACUUGCUGUGUAGCAACCCAUGAUCUGUGAGUAAACAGUUUGUUCUGCAGGGUUGUCAUUGGGGCACCUUUUAUCAGUAUUAUAUUAACUUCGAAAGGUUAUUAAAAUAUUUAAUGUCUCUUUUAAAAACAAGUGUACGUGUGCUCUGACUGCACCAUGAGCCACCCUGUGCUGUCUCCUCCCCCACCUGUUAGCAUGAUAUCACCUGUUAGUGUGAUAUUUACCUGAUCUGUCAGUGGACUUGCAUUGUCUCUGCUUGAUGGCCAGGUGAGCCAGAGAAGCAAACCGGAUCCAUUGCCUAGGGCAGACGUGUUCACAAGCUGCCCCUGCUGUGCCUGGUUUAAAUGCACUUUAGUCAUAAUUUCUGCAUCUACCCACAACUCUUAAUACCCACUGUGUGUCUACCUCAGGCAGGAGUAGUAGUGAGCAGAGAGUGGUUAGUUUGCAAACGAUCGCUGACAAGGCAUAUUGUGUACAAAGAUUAUUGCAAUGGUGCGAAUAUAGGGGGCUUUGAAUGCACAUGUGUUACUCAACCAGAGAGCGGAUAUGGCACCAGUUGAACAUGUUCUACAACAUUGCACCACCGUGCUCCAGCUCUGUGCUAGUCAGUCCUUGGCCUGAGCCUACUAGACAGCAGGGAGAGGCCCAGUGGUGCUUUCUGCCCAACGGGGACCUACAAACUGUGUGGUGAUGCCACUAUCUCAUUUGCCAUGAACAAGUAGCGGGUGGUGAUAGUUAGCUCCGAUCCACACCCGUAGAGACUAAAUCUCUGCUAUGGGGAAGGCUCAGCACCUGUUUCCCAACUAUCUGAGCUGCAUUUUCUGCCAUGUUAACAUAUAAAAUAUGAGCAUCUAAUCUGAAAUAUUUUGCAGGCGGGUUUGAAUGCACACUGCUGUGCUGGAAAAGGUUUUCCACUGUCAUCGUUUUGGCCUCCUCUUUUUCAGUCUCCUGGCUAAGAUCAAAGAUAGUAACACAUCUUUUACUGGGGACACCCCCCAUCUAGCUCCCUGUCCCUUGACCACCUCCUGCCACCCCAUCCAACCCCCUUGCCUUCCUGACUGCCCCUCAGGGAUCCCCACCCCCAUUCAACUCUCUGUUCUCAGCUCUCUGAUUGCCCUGACCCCUAUCCACACCCCCACCCCCUGAUCAUCCCCCUGAACUCUAGCCAACCCCCUCUGCUCUCUGCCCCCUUACCAUGCUGCCUGGAGCACCGGUGGCUGGCGGUGUUACAGUUGUGCCAGCUGGUGGGAGCCAGCCACACCACUGCGCAGCACAGAGCACUGUGUCAGGCUGGGCUCUGCAGCUGUGCCACCCAGAGCAUUGCACUGGUGGCGCACUGAGCUGAGGCUGUGUGGGAGGGGCCAGGGUCAAGCCUCCUGGGCCAGGAGCUCAGGGGCCAGGCAGGAGGGUCCCGCGGGCCAGAUGUGGCCCGCAGGCCAUAGUUUGCCCACCUGUGCACUAAACCUCUGUGACUGAUUAAUUAAAAUGUCUUUGUUUCAGUGAGUUAAAUAUGUAGUAAUCUGGAAUGAUUACUUUAUGAAGGCUUAAGAGUACAUUUAAAAUAUAAAAUCAGCUUAGAAAUACUGAUUAAGAAAAUGUAAAACGGAAGAUAUGCAUUGUGUGUUCUGGGGUCAGCAACCUGUGGCACACGAGCUGAUUUUCAGUGGCACACUGUUGCCAGCCUGGGAUACCGGCUGCUGGCCUGGGCCUCUGCUCCUGGUCUCGGCCAGCACUCUGCAGCUGACCCCAGUUGUGGCCCACUGGCCCCAGCCUCAGGCAGUGAGGGGUGCAGACAGGGGCAAAAGGGGGCGCAGCUCAGUACCCCUGUCUUAAAAAUUGUUCCAGUACCACUGGGAUAUUUUUAAGUCCUGGUUUGCUGCUUAGAUCAGGCCAUGUGGAACAGCGCACUGCGUUUGACAUUGUGCAUGCCGUCUGUCAGCUCCUAAGAAAGCAAAGUUAGAUGUCCAUUCAUUUCAGCCUUCUUGGACAGACACAUUUGGAUUUAUUCAAAAGAAGAACCAUGCUGUUUGUGCUUUCUGUUGUGAAAGUGUUGUUUGUCGCACAUCAAGUGUUCAACAUUUUGAAACGAAGCACGAGAAAACCUUUCUUGACAAAGCAGACAAGACUGAAUCGAUCAAAAAGGCAGUAGCAGGAUAUGAGAAGCAAAGCAGUGUUUUUAAAUGUUUAAGUGUAAGUAAAAAUCAAGCUACAGGAGGAAGUUACAAGAUUACACAGUGCAUUGCAAAAAACAGAAAGCCGUUUACAGAUGGGGAAUAUAUAAAAGAAGUUUUUCUCAGUAGCUUGGAGGUUUUGGUCAAUGAUUUGCCAAAUAAAGAUACAAUCAUAUCUAGAAUAAAAAAAUUCCCGUCUCUGCUAGAACAGUUGAGAGACGCAUAAGCGAAAUGGCAGAAAACAUUAACUAAAAGCAGAUGACAGCAUUAAAAGACACAGCAAUGUUUAGUGUUGCAGUUGAUGAGCAUGUGGACCUAAAUGACAUUCCACAUUUGGCAGUUGUUGCAAGAUAUUGUGCUUCCAAUGAAAUCCAAGAGGAACUUUGUUGCCGAAAACCCCCGCAUGGCACAUCAAAGAGGGAAGAUAUAGCGGGGUUGACAUCAGAAAAAUAUUUUGUGUGACCACAGAUGGUGCUUCUGCCAUGGUCGGAAAACAGAAGGGAUUUGUGAAGUUACUCGAAGAUCAGAUUGGCCGCCCAACAGUCAAAUUUAACUGUAUCAUCCAUCAAGAAAACCUGUGUGCUAUGAUUUCUAAUUCAGAGCUUAAUAAUGUGAUGAAUACAGUCGUGCGAAUUGUGAAUUUCCUUGUUGCUUGAUCUGCUUUGACUCAUAGACAGUUUCAAGCACUGCUAGAAGAGAUGGACAGUGCUUAUAAUGACAUUCCACUUCACAGCAACAUUCGGUAGCUAAGUCAUGGCAAGGUUUUGAUGCGCUUUGUAAACUGUUUUGAUGCAAUCAAGGCCUUUUUGUCAGAAAAAGGACAAAACUACCCCGAACUGGAUGAUGACAAAUGGCUGUGUAAGCUCACGUUUCUAACUGACAUCACCGCUCACCUAAACGAACUCAACCUCUGUUUCCAGGGUGCAGCAAACGGGUCUGGAGCUUUAUGAAGCCUGGAAGGCGUUUGUUGUAAAAGUAGCAGGUUUUUUUUCCUUGGGAUAUUCGAACUUUGACUUUCCGCUACUUCCAACACAUAAAAGAGCUAUCGGCACGUUGCACUGUCAGUGACGAUGAGAUUGGAACGUACCUGCAAGAACUGAAAUCAGAAUUUUCUGAUAGAUUUCAAGAUUUCCAGCGAUUUGGCCCAAUGCUUUCUUUUCUAAUUAAAUCUGAAAACUUCAAUGCAGGUGACUUGGAUUUGUCUGAAUUUCAGUGGAUGGGUGUUGAAGA
Messenger RNA from Gopherus flavomarginatus (Mexican gopher tortoise), 4938 nucleotides. RefSeq names its product cell cycle regulator of NHEJ (gene CYREN). The transcript is spliced from 4 exons. Lineage: Eukaryota; Metazoa; Chordata; Testudines; Testudinidae. Gene Ontology annotation, cellular component: cytoplasm; nucleus. The record is from RefSeq and is a predicted model, not a curated record. Gene Ontology annotation, biological process: negative regulation of double-strand break repair via nonhomologous end joining; double-strand break repair via nonhomologous end joining. The coding region runs from base 644 to 1078 and encodes 144 amino acids.